Messenger RNA from Hermetia illucens (black soldier fly), 604 nucleotides. Its product is annotated as heat shock protein 27-like. The record is from RefSeq and is a predicted model, not a curated record. Gene Ontology annotation, molecular function: protein folding chaperone. The transcript has a single exon. Lineage: Eukaryota; Metazoa; Arthropoda; Insecta; Diptera; Stratiomyidae. Bases 1 to 447 code for a protein of 148 amino acids. Gene Ontology annotation, biological process: response to heat; protein refolding.
AUGGCUUUAAGAUGGCUAGUUUCAAAUAUUAUGCGCAAAACUCUUGGCGCACGAAUGGUGGAAAACUGGAGAAAUCCAUACAUGGCCAGCAAAAUCUAUGCUAAUUACUCAAUGACAACAACAGAUAAACCAUCCGAAGAAGUUUCAUCGGACAAGGAGAACUUCCAUUUGCGCUUCAAUGUAGAGAAUUUCAGUCCCGAGGAUCUUCAGAUCAAGGUAAUAGGCAACAUAUUAGUGAUUGAAGGUAUGCACGGCGAAAAAGAAGACGAAGGUGGCGUAAUUAGGCGUUACUUUGUUCGUAAAUAUACAAUCCCUGAAUGUUUCGAUACGGAAAAGGUAUUAUCGUCACUGUCGACGAAAGGGAUACUAGAGAUCCAGGCACCAAUUAAGAAAUGUUUGGACGAACCUGUAGUGGAACGAAACAUACCCAUUCAGAAGAGUUCUUAGAUUUCUUCUUGGUGUUAAGUCUGAUUUUUCGAAUAUGUUACAAUGGUCAAAGGAUCGCGCGAAUUUCGAUGUAUAAAUUAGUAGUAUAUGAUGACGGUGAAAGUGCCGUUUUCUCCGUCCUUGUAUAUUAAAUAAAUGAAAUUAAGAAAGUGAGGAU